AUGUCCUUCCACUUUGAUAGUGCUCUUCGAUACCAAUCCACCAUGAGCACCCAGGCAUCGGCUAGCAAAACACCACCAGAGGAUACCCUAUUUCUGGCCGAGAUUGAGAGACUAGAUGUUUCCAGAGAUGGGCAGGCUGACGAGGCCUAUCUCGAAAGCCUGGCUGAACUGAAACAUGCUGUCGAGCUGAUAAGCAAGCCAAGAGGCAACAAACAUGUGGCGAGGUUAUAAAGCCAACAAGACGAUGAUACCUGAAUGGCAAAUUUCGAGAAGAGCAAUGGAUUAUCUUCUAUGGAAGAUUCGCAAACUGAAAGACCUUCGGUGCAUUGUGCGGGCUUAAUAAUGGGUUAUAUAGAUUGAAGCCAGU
Messenger RNA from Fusarium odoratissimum NRRL 54006, 367 nucleotides. RefSeq lists its product as uncharacterized. The coding region runs from base 1 to 231 and encodes 76 amino acids. The transcript is spliced from 2 exons. NCBI's taxonomy places the organism in Eukaryota, Fungi, Ascomycota, Sordariomycetes, Hypocreales, Nectriaceae. The record is from RefSeq and is a predicted model, not a curated record.